GAGAAAAUCGCGAUGCUCAACGUGGAUAUAUCCUCGCAGGGAAACAGCGGACACUUCGCAGGUGUCACUCAUUUUGGAUGGCAUACUAACUCAAUGCAAUGACGAGUAAAUGGCACCAGGUUUAACCUGUAUUUAAGGGAUAACGUUUGAACUCGUUUAAUCAUGAAAUCCCUCUUUUAUAGUCACUUCUUCAUUCUUCUCCCUUGGAUUUUGAUCGUUAUCAUCAUGAUCGACAUUGACACCAAGAGGACAGUCCGGCGCACCACCAAUUUCUACCUCUCCCACUUCAGUAAGCCGCAGCGCACAGUUCUCCCGACGAUUUACGCGAUCACACCCACGUACAGGAGAGCUGUCCAAAAAGCGGAGCUGACGCGCUUGUCAAACACGUUCCGGCUGGUUCCCCAUUUCCACUGGGUUGUGGUGGAGGAUUCCAACGCACGCACGGAGCUGGUGUCGCGCUUUCUUGCGCGCUCGGGACUGCAGCACACUCACCUGCACGUCCCCACGCCUCGCAGGUAUAAACGGCCAGGGAUGCCCCGGGCAACCGAGCAAAGAAAUGCGGCUUUGGGCUGGCUGCGGACGCAUCGCUCGUCCAAGGACUCCGGAGUCGUGUUCUUUGCGGACGACGACAACACAUAUAGUGUGGAACUGUUCGACGAGAUGCGGCGGACCCAGCGGGUGUCCGUGUGGCCCGUGGGGCUGGUGGGAGGGAGACGCUACGAGCGCCCCCUGGUGGACAAGGGGAGAGUGGUGGGCUGGUACACCGGCUGGAAGGCCAACCGGCCGUUCCCCAUCGAUAUGGCAGGUUUCGCCGUCAACCUCCAGGUGGUGCUGUCCAACCCCAGGGCCCUGUUCAAGCGUCUGGGGUCCAAGCCCGGCAUGCAGGAGUCUGACUUCCUCAAACAGAUCACCAGAGUGGAGGACCUGGAGCCCAAGGCUGCCAAUUGCACCAGGGUCCUGGUGUGGCACACUCGCACCGAGAAGGUGAACCUGGGAAACGAACGCUGGAAGGACUCGGUUCAGAUCGAGGUGUGAUGGGGUCCAGGCUCGGAUGGGAUGGGGUCCAGGCCCGGGCGUCCCGUGCUGACCCCCCCCUUCCCAAAACACGACUACCAUCUCCGCUUCGAUGGACACGAUGGACAGAUCUCACAUUCAUACACAAUGGAUUAACAGAACCGUCCGUAGGGUUGUCCCUGAGACAUUUGGACUGGGAGGGGAAGAGGAUUUCAGGAACCCUGGCAGAUCCUGUGCAGUGCAGCCAGACAGACUUGCAGCACAGCCCAAUGGAUUACAGCAGAUUUUGCUGUACCGUUUGGACCACAACAUAGGGCUGUAAUACAGCGAACCUGAGUUCAGCACCACCGCCUCCACUCCAAACGGCUGUCUUUUAAACGAAUCGAGUCAGAAAGAAACACGAAACCAAAGGCACUUCCUGAGACAAAAGGAUCACAAGGAUUUUUCAUGGCUAUUCACUGUUUAAUGCACAGAAAUGACAUUUUUUUUCAUCUGUACUAGGCACCAGAAAAUGUAAACACAUUACAGAAAUGAACCUGGAAGAUGAGGUUUGGGUCCCGUUCUUUAAUGGUGGGCGGAAAGACCCCGUCUGCUGAUGGGAUCUGCACCGUGGCUCCAGAAACGUUUACUCGACGCCCGUCCUCCCAGACUUCCUGCUCCCCCCCCGCCCCCCCCCCCCGCCGGAGAAGCCGUGCUUCUCUGGAACGCGUACAAUCAACAAACGGCCUGAACUGAGGAGGGUGUUCGACAGGGACAAAGCCAGGGGGGGACGGGGUCUUUUUGGAUAUCUCUACCGAGGGAAAAACAUUCAGUACACUUUCUCACCCCAUACUGCCCGGGUCUGGGAGGGAUACACACACAAGUGGAAAAUCAUGGACAUGAUCGCCAUAGCUCACCCAUUUAAAUACUAUUAUUCACUAUGGAUUUGGUGAUGAUAUAUUAGACGCUUUUAUAAUUGGUCCAGCAGCAUCGUUGCUGAUAUGCUUUAAAAAAAAAAAAAAAAAAAAAAAACAAACGAAAGAAAAGAAAAAAGGAAAAAAGAAAAAAAAAA
This is a messenger RNA of Conger conger (European conger), 2065 nucleotides long. RefSeq names its product galactosylgalactosylxylosylprotein 3-beta-glucuronosyltransferase 2-like. Gene Ontology annotation, molecular function: galactosylgalactosylxylosylprotein 3-beta-glucuronosyltransferase activity. The coding region runs from base 163 to 1035 and encodes 290 amino acids. The record is from RefSeq and is a predicted model, not a curated record. Gene Ontology annotation, biological process: carbohydrate metabolic process; chondroitin sulfate proteoglycan biosynthetic process. The transcript is spliced from 4 exons. NCBI's taxonomy places the organism in Eukaryota, Metazoa, Chordata, Actinopteri, Anguilliformes, Congridae. Gene Ontology annotation, cellular component: Golgi membrane.